UUCAGCAAUAUGCAUAGUUUUAUACACAUUUAGUACACACAUUAGAUAUAAAAAGUGUACUUUAUUGGUUUUUAUGGAAUAUAUACAAUAAACCUGUUUUAGUGUUUGGGAUAAACAAUAUUAGCUAUAGAGCAAAAGACAUGAAUAACAACUAAUAUCACAAACUUAUUCACAUCAUAAACCUUAUAAUAGUAGCAUUAUUUACUAUUUUAAUUUAUAUUUAAUUAUUUACAAGAAAAUGAGAUAGAAACCAGUAUGUUUAAAAGUCGUGGGGAUAGCAAUAUAGUAUAUAAGUGUACUGUGCGGUUAUUGGAAGAUACGGAAAUACUCGAAUGUGAAUUUCAUCCCAGUUAUAAAGGCAAAUUUCUUUUAGAACAUGUUUGCCAGCAAUUGAAUUUAUCAGAAACAGACUAUUUCGGCUUACGAUAUGUUGAUUCAAAUGGACAACGGCACUGGCUGCAUUUAGCAAAAUUAAUAUUAAAGCAAGUAAAAGAUGCUUCUCCUAUACUAUUUAGUUUUAGAGUAAAAUUUUAUCCUCCAAAUCCAUUGCUACUCAAAGAAGAUGUGACAAGGUUUCAGAUAUAUUUACAAUUAAAAAGAGAUUUACUACAUGGGAGAUUGUAUUGUACAUCAAAUGAAGCUGCAUUGCUUGGUGCCCUCAUUAUACAAAUUGAGCUGGGUGAUUAUGACCCGAGUAUACAUGUUGGUAAUUAUGUUACUGAGAUGAGAUUGCUAUUGAGACAAACAGACACUAUUGAGGCUAGAAUACAGGAAAUACACCGGGAAUCAGUGGAGGGUACACCUGGGGGUACUGGAGGAGUGAAGGGUAUGAGUACACAGGAAGCAGAGAGAUCAUUCCUCAAGAUUGCCUGCCAACUUGACACAUAUGGUGUAGAUCCUCAUCCUGUCAAGGACCACAGAGGUAACCAGCUGUACCUGGGCAUCAACCACAGCGGGAUACUGACCUUCCAAGGAAGCAGAAAGAGUCACCACUUUAAGUGGUCCGAGGUGCAUAAGAUAAACUUUGAGGGACGAAUGUUUAUUGUUCAUCUCAAUUAUCCAGAGAAGAAGCACACGGUGGGGUUCAAGUGCCCAAGCGGCGCCGCGUGCAGGCACGUGUGGUGUUGUGCCAUCGAGCAGAUGCUGUUUUUUACGUUGCCAUCAUCAUCAGACGCAUGCGUGUAUACCGGCGGGGGUUUGUUCUCGUGGGGGACAAAGUUCAAGUACGUGGGGAGAACAGAGAGGGAGAUAUUGGAGAGGGACGGGUUACUGCCGCCGAGGGACCACCAGGAUGAAGGAUCAAAUACUGGAGGCAAAAGGAAAGCUUCCAGUGUACCGGCGACUCCUUCCACACCCAUGACUGGUGAUUUUGGGUACAGCAGUCUGCCUCGCUCGACGCACAGCGCGCCUCUGGAAGACAGCGCGGGUCUGCGGCAGAGUGUGGUGGGGGGUGAGGCAUGUGAGGGGGGCUGCCUCCUCGCCGGGCCCGCAGUCGACAUCGCGCUCGCGUGCUGCGACCAGCUCCGUGCGGACGACAAGCAGACGACGUGCCCAGAAUACAACAUCCGCGAUUCAUUCGAGCACUCGUCCACAGAGUCGGGCGCGACCACGCACGCGACACACGUCUCUCACGGGUCACAGCCCGCGGACGACUGGCGGCCGCCGGCGCUGCAACCCCCUCCCCGACCUUUCAGCUUGAUACGAGCUUUCGUGCCGUCCUUCUUAUUCGUAUGGCUCUCUCUCGCUCUCGUCGCUUUGUUGUUAUUCGAAACAGACUGGUCGUUGUUACGUUCUUUGAGACGGAAACCGGAAAUCGUAUCACUUAGACAUCACUACUACGCGCCACUUAAAGAGUACCUGAAGAAGAAAAUUGUCGAGCUUUUUUGAUUCGCAGCAGUUCCCGAUAGAUAUGAUUGUUGUAGAUUUAGAAACUGUAUAAAGUGUUGCGGCGUGUAAGGUACAGAAAUCUUAUAUUUAAGUCGCUUUUGACAACAGUACUGUUGGGUUGCUCCGGUAUGAACUAGUCUGUCAACAAAAAUCAAACUGUUUUGUAUGAAAAUCAAUUUACGUGUGUUACUGAAACAUAUAUAUACCGAAGUAUAUUAUGAAAAAUUAGACAAAUUAAGCUUGUGAUAUAAGAUUUUUUUUUAAUUUGUCCAGAUAUUUAAUAACACUCUGCUCGUGUAAAACCCAUGUUAUUUCAAUGUCUCCUUUUUCAAUCAACAGUGGGAGUGUCACGAUAGAAAUACUGUGUCCUUGCCAAGAUACAAAGACGAUUAAGUUUAAUGCAUUUUAUACUUGUAUUUUAAUUACAUCCAUUGACACGAAAUUACAUGGUCGCCAUUUUGUUUUAAGCAUUUGGAAGUAUGUUGGGCUUAGGAAGUGUCAAAGUUAAUAUUCUCGCAUACUAGAUGUCUAUAGUCAUAAAUUACAAUUUAUGAAUAGUAAAACAUAGUAUGUAAAAUGUACAAAACUUGAGGCUUUUGAUAGAAGGUUGUAAUUAAUAUAACUAUAGUUAAUAUAAGAUGGACAUUUUCAUGCCAUUUAAGAUAAAUUUCCGAUAGGUUGCAUGGUUUGUAUGGCAAUCGUACUGAGUAAGUUAGCCAUAUGUUAUAAUAUCUGGCAUGGAUAUUGUGACGAACAUUAAUAGUACCGCGUCUCCCCCCAGAGUUCAGUCUCUGGGACUUAUGAUCUUACUUAUAAAAAUUAUGCAGCAGUGUAUUAUAUCAGUUAUUGAUGAGUGAAAGAGAAAAUGAUAGUAGUGAUUGUACAUACACAUAUUAUCAUAAGCCAUAAUGCAUUCAGAAAUCCCAUAUUACGACUACCAUAAAUUUUAAACGGUAAUGGCGUUAUUGAAAAGUUUUCUGGCAGCUGUAAUUUUUUUAAAUUCAGGGAUUAAUUGGAAACGACCUUAACUAUCAUACCGUUCGAUAUCUUACGUGCGAGAUAAUAUGUCAAAUUUGUCUCUAAAUUGACAUUGCAUUCCGAACUAAACGUCAUCUUAACUGACAUUAGAAUAGAGGCCAAUCAAAUUUCUUUAUUUGUCAGAGAUGUUCGAAAUUUUAAUGAAAUAAUAUACUCGAAAUCGAUGUUAGCAUUGUCACAGAUAAGAAAUUAGCUCUAUCAAAAGAGUUUAUUUUCUUAUGGUGGUCAUAAUGUGCGGUUCUUAAACGCAUUAUGGAGUGUUUAUGAUAUUUGAAAAUAUAAAACAUAUAACAUAACAGUUGAACACGUAAUUUUUAUAAGUAGAGCUUUAGAAUUUAUAGGUAUCUAGGACAUCUUAUUACAUUAGGUAUAUUACUGAAGAAGAAUUUGGUAUUUUAUGUUCUUUCAGUCAUGCAAUUAAUUACGUAGCGAUUGUGUACGAGCCGAGCACAAUGAAAUAAUGGAAUCUGAUGUGUCAAAUUUUUUGACACUUUUUAGGGAGUUGCCCAUACAGUUUUUAUAUACAUUUUAUAUUAGAUAAUAUGCUUUUGUAUGGCACAAAUCUCACUCAGGCACUAGUUAAGUUGGCCGAAGAAAUGAGACCUUAAAACUACGUUGUGGAAAUGUGACUCUGAUAAAAUAGCUAUUAUUAUUAUUAUUAUUUAUAAAGCCUUAGCAGGUUUUCUUUUUGGAGAGGAGGAAAAUACAUUUACUUAUUGAAGACUCCGACGGGGCCUAGAUGUCGGGCUCGGGUGUAAACACCCUAAACAAAUCUCCUCAGUGCUGAUAGCCCUAAAGGCUUUUACAGCGAUGCCGGGCCGGAGUCUUGGAGGCCGGAACCUUACAAGGUGUGUACUGCGUAUUGCUGUUAACAUGUAAUAAAACGUACAAACAGUCCAAAAAUUUUAAAUUGCUUCAAAAUGAAAACUUAACAAAUAUUUAAAUAAAAAGGGCAUAAUUCCAAAUCGGACACAAUGCAAAAGCAAUUAUUGUGUUGCAAAGUUCUUCGUAAACUUGCUUUGCCAACAGUACAGUUGGCGUCGAAAUCGAUUCUUAUGGCGUAUUUUUACGAUGUGACUCACUUAGAUGUCAAAAAUUGUUUUAAAUUAUCUUGCAGUCAGCCCUUUGAGCCAGAUGAAUCAUUUUGGUAGUCGAGGUUAACUAAAGAAAAUUGUUGGUUGGUUAAUGUUAAAUAGUCCACAGAGUAUUUCUCAUCUUAUUAUUCAACUGAAUUCGAGGCCGACGUGAAUCUUAGAAAUACACGAACACUUUAGUCUUUUUUCGCCUUAGAUAGGUUUGCAAUAUUUCUGACAAGAGCUUUAUUUUUUAAGAGGUAUUUAAGAACGACGAAAGAAAGUGUAGAAUUGCUAUACUAAUGCUCUGAUAAUACAUUUAUAAUAUAAUAGAUUUUUUCUGUUUAAUCUGACUUCUAUUAUUCAAUAUUAGUCUUGCUAGAUUUUAUUAUUAUUAUUAUUUAUUUUAUUUUUACUAAACAUUAAAGAAAGUAGUUAUACCUAGUGGGGACUGUAAAUCCAGUAUACUCCCUGUAUAGCAGUCCUAUUAUUAUUUUAUAUUCCUUUUAAGGAACGAUAGACACAUUUAUCCUUAUAACGCGGUGUCCUUAUAACAUGUUUUCUUAUUACGCGAUUUCAAUCUCUCGUAUGACACGGGCAUACAUAAUAUUUCACUACAGUGAAAUUUAUAAUGAUUUGUACAGUUCAUAAUUAGCUUCGCGCACACGUUACGAUUGUGUUAUAAAAUUUAAUUAUUUUAUUAAAUUUGGGUAUUAAAAACCAUAAUAAAAUAGUAAAACUAGUCAAGCAAUUGGAAAUACUUGUUACAAAUUGUGAUUAAUUAUUAAUAUCACGAAGUACGAGGUCGUAAAAACAGUUGUCCGGUAGUGUGGUUCCGCGUUAUAGGGAGAAAUAACAGUCCUUAUGUCCCGUGUAUUUUCUCUUCAAAUUACUACAUACCUUAUUUUUUGUAUUGCUACAUAUUAAUUUCUAGCACUUAUCCUAAUGUUAGUUAUUUAUAACAUUAUCUACUCAAACAUAAUAACACGCUAUUAAGCAUUACUCAAAAGAAUUAGGAGUCAAUUAGAUAGACAUAUUUUUUGUGUUUUAGUAAGUAAGAAUAAUGUAAGUUAUUUAUUUUAUUGCGAAAAUCGUGCAUGAAAUAACUUUAAAACGAAGAUUGUCGAUUAAGUACAAAAUCAAGUAUUACUAUAUCCUCAUUUAUUUUAACAUUCCCAUAUUAUAUUUUAUACUCUUUAUAACGACUAAUAAUAUUACGUUGGGGCUGCGCCGACCAGAAUAUGAAAAUAAGUUUGUACAAGUGUACUUAAUAUAUAAUUUAACUGUUUCGUUGCUGUUAUUUUUGGUGUUAUAUGGAUAUUUUAUUAUAACGUUGCUUUGUUUACAGUUUAAUGUGUUUAUGUUAUAAAUUAUUAAAUUAUCUAUAAUUAUCGACAUACUAUCGUCGGAUCUGGCUCUAACAAUAUCUAAGAAUAUUCUUCUAAAUUCUUUCGAAAGUAUUUAUUUUUGACUAAUAUGAAAAAAUUGGUUACAAACUUCAGAUAAUAAAUAUGCAGUAAGUACAAGUAAAAAAAGUAUACAAUACCUACCUACCCUUAGUUUUAAAAUACGUUUGUUUUUUUUAUAUUCCACCUGGUCGUUGCUAUUUAGACAUUACAACCGACUUUAAAUACUAAAAAUCAAUAAAAUUGAAGACUAUCAUCUUAUUAUUUACUUAAGUCAUUUUUUAUAGGUUAUAUUAAUUUAUUAAUAAGCUCUCUUUAUUUAUAUUUGUGUCUAUAUUUAUUAUUGUUAGUUGUGAUUUAAGUGUGACUUGUUAAACAUUGUUAUAAAUUUAUCAUUUUAUUUUAUAGACAGUUUCAUAAUUCGCAGUAGUUGAUAAAAUAGAACUAAAGGUUGUGCGAUGGUUACAAGGAAAAAACUUUUUUUUUGUAACUGGAUUGUAAUAUAGUUUUUAUUCACCUGUAUGUCUUAAACUAUAUUAAUUGUAGAUUAUAUUGUAACAUCUCGAAGAAUUAUCUUGUUACAAUUUAUUUAAAUAGGUGUGCUGCGUUAUAAAUAAAAAAAUAUAAUCGGGACUGUGUAACGAAUAGUAAAAUACGUUUUAAUAAAUUGUAAUUAUGAAUACAUAUUUUAUGAAAAUACAGCCCGUUUUUCUGCCGUGAAGCAGGAACUACUUGACAAGCUGUAUCUAGUGAAAUUACUGGGCUAAUGUGACUUAACACCUUAUGUUUAAAAGUGACGAGCGCUAUUGCGAUGCCGCUCAGAAUUUUAAGUUCAAUCAAGAACCCUGACUCUGAAUGGUAAAAGGCAGAACGUAUCACCUAAUUUAACUUAUGAGAUUUAUUUUUUACAAAAAGUACAUAAUCUUGUUUACAAAAUUGAACAUAUUCGUGUUCAAUUUUAAAUUGUCAGUUAUAGGAGUCUACAUCAGCCUAGAGAAACUAUCUAAGAAAAAAGCGUUUCACUCGAUUGUAUGAAACGUGCAGUCAUUGAUAGAUUGACAGAUGACGGCUAUGAUCUAGUAAAAAACGGAGAUAGCCGAAAUCCACUCCGUUUUAAGCAACUGUUCGCUUUCAAACUUAUAACGGAUAAUAGAUCGUCCCAAUCGCCAUGCUGUAAUUACUACUAUUUCAAACUUAUGUCAAAUAACUGGACGUUUCAUACUAAACUAAAUUUCAGUUUUUACUUAGGCAGUCUCCCGCCUCUUAUAACGUAGUAUUUACAUCCUCUUUGGUCUACAAGCCGCAUAAAAUCUUAUAAAUUAGAUCGUAAAUGAAAUUUAUAUUCACCUUUGCAAUGUAUUACGCUACUUAUGUUUCUUUUACUACUUUUCUAGUCACCUCUGUACAUAAUAUUUAACAUUUCCGAUCUUGUUAAUUAUUAUUUAUGUUAUUUAUUAUAGGUAACAAAAGUAUGUUCACAGGUUAAGCAUUUAUUAUUGCAUUCAGUCUAGCGAAACUCUCUAAUAACAGAAGCGAUUCACUCGAUUGUAUGAAACGUGCACUCAUUGAUAGAUUGUCGGCUAUAAUCUUGUAAUAAAAUGGAGAUAGCCGGAAUCACUACGUUUUAAGCGACUGUUCCCUUUCUAACUUAGCCGGAUUAUACUUCGUCACCAAUCGCCAUACUGUAAUUACUACUAUUUCAAACUUAUGUCAAAUCACUGCUCGUUUCAUACUAAACUAAAUUUAAAUUAUCACUUAGGCAGUCCCGCCUCUUAUUACGUAGAAUUUACAUCCUCUUUCAUUGCAUUGUGGUUUUCGUAAUUUAUGACAAGGAUUUUGACCCAAAUGGGUAGAGCGGACUUUUCACUUUAGUCAUACUCGCAGAUCAAAAUAUGUAUAGAGUAUAAUAGACGCCGAACCGAGGAACAAAAAAGUUUUAAAGGCUGGCUGGCAACCCUAAAUCAACCUAAGGCCCAGAACACACGGUGAAACGCAAAUGCAACAAAACCCUUUUGAAAUUAUUGAUUUGAAACCACUUUCAACUAUUUUCCACACACGCUGCAACCACAAUCAUUUCGGUUUUCGUUGAGAAAUAUGUGUGCAUAAUGAGUUCUUCAAGUUACGAAGAAAUUGUGGUUAUGUAUUUGUAUCUUAGACAAAGAUGAAGGCGCAAAAAGAGAACUAUGUGGAUACAUCCCUACAUUGAGAAGAAUAUCAACUGUCGUAUGUUUGUGGCUGCCAAAGAAUUACAAGAAACUGAUAGAAUGCUUCAUCAGUCUCAGUCUUGCGAGAGUAGCUUGUAUAAUUACAAGCAAGGAUAUAUUUGCACUUCUAAAACAAGUUUAAUGUUGUUUUGUUCGUCGUCAGCCAUUUUGUAAAAAAUACGCCAAGACAAAAAAUGAAUGAAACGCAACGCGAGUUUCCUGCACGCCGGUUUCAAUGCGACUGAUUUACACCGCGUUUCAAACCGGUUUCAAACUGGUCGCGUAAUGUGUGGUCUCUUUAAGGAAUCUAUGGCAGAAACUUAAAUGCAACUCAAAAGUAAAUAGUAGUUGCAGUUUCGUUGCAUUUGCGUUUCACCGUGUAUUCUGGGCCUAACUUGACUAUACCAGUCCGUUGGUACUUAUAUUUACUAAAAUAAAUAGUUAACAUAAGCACUUAGAUAUUUUAUGACAAACUUAGAAUCUCAAGUAAAAUUGAAAUUUGAAGAAUAUUAGGAAAAUGACUUAGGAGAGGUAUCUCAUAUAGCGAGACAAUUAUGAAGCAAAAUUGCGAAAAUUACGAAUACGGGACUAAGUCUCCUGUUUUAUGUCUGAUGCCUUGUUUGUGUACCUAAAUAGUUCAUGUUUAAAUCUCCACGCCGCUGAAAUGAAGUACCUAAUAUCUAUUUAAAUAGUUUUAAGCACUUGACAUGCCAAACUGUUUUUUAAUAUAUAAAAUAGGCAAUACAAGAGUUAUGUAUUAUUUUCGCCUGAGCGCAUUUAUUUCAUUCCAUGGACCAAUGUUCUUUUUUACGUAAAAGAGUAUUAUUUUUGUAUAAAUCCUGCCUUUACAGUUCCAGUGAUUAGGAUAAGUUAUAGUAUCGCUUUAAUAAUUCUUAGGAUGUGUUUUAUAGCGACAAACGAAAGUGAAUGAUUUGCAAUUGAAGUCAACUAAUAUUGUGCACAAAUUUUAUUAAAAAAUAGCGUAUUCUAAAAUGUAUUUUAAAUUUACCCUAUCGAUUUAGAGGCUUUUAAAUAAACACUGAAAGUAUUAUGUAGUCUUUGUUAUUAGGACUUAAUUUUGUGUAAUAUAUUUGCGAUAAAUUGGAACUGAAGUGGCUUUAUGAGAAAAUAAACUUUGUAUUUUAAGCUUGUACUAGCGUUAUUUUGAACGAUCCGAAUAUUUUAAUAGCUAAAGUAUGUCCGGUGGCAAAUUUGGUUUUAAUUUUAGAUUCUCCAUAGCGGCUAAGUGGACGAGCCAAGAAGGUAUCGUUUCAGAUUCGUUAAUCACGUGGGUUAUUUAGUUACAAGGGAUGAAAGAAAAAGUGCGUUCGCUAUAGAUUUCACAGUUCCUGACAAUAGGUAUGUUAGAACGAUAUCGAUGAACACAAUUUUUUUGAUUUAAAAGACCCCUUUUUCAUCUACCUUAAUUAAAAAAGAAAUGUUAUUAAGCAGAGUUUUCGUUAGUCAAUUAUAGUCUCAACGUGGCGGUUUAGAAUGUUUGUCAAGGUGUAGGUAAAUAAUAGUCGGGUUCUAUUUCUUUUUUUAAUGUAGCCAUUCUGUUGACCGUGUUUUAUAUUGGCGCAUGGUUUACAAUUAUUUUGGUGCUAAAACUGGAAAGAUAUUCUGCCUACCCACACGGUUCCUUCUUCCCAUAUUUAUUUAUAAGGCGUCAGUAAUAUCCCCAAGCCACCAAUUCUCUUCGACUUUGUCUGUUAGGGAACAAAGACAGGAAUAUACCUAAUAUGAAACUCCUCGAUCAACUGGGCACUGAAGAAAAUAUCGUGAACGAACGAUAUAAAUUAAAAAAAAAAUGUCAUGCAUUUGCAGUUUGGUUCUUGUCAAAAUGCUAAAUUUGCCAGCGGAUUUAAUAUUUCCUAAUUUUAUAGUUUACAAUUGUAAAUAACGCGUGCCUGAACAGAAUUUACAUAGAAAUUUUUAAUAAUCAUUUAUUUUCAUGUAACGCACAUACUUCUCUCUCCUGUCCAUGUGCAAACUCUAAUUAAACAGUACUUCUGUGUAGUAGUUAGUAAUGCUAUGAUACCCAAGUUGAUAGUUGUAAAUUGCUGUGGUACCAUGAAGACUGUCCGUUUCAGAAAGUAAGUAAAUAAAAUUUUAAUGUAAAAAUUUGUCUACCAUGAGAAGCGUUAGUUAAAUUAGAGUAAUAAGCACAAAUUGUAUAUUAAUUAAAACAACAAUGUUUGAAAAUUGUAUAGAUAUUUCCAAUAAAACGCAAAAUAUCA
Messenger RNA from Leptidea sinapis, 9848 nucleotides. RefSeq names its product FERM domain-containing protein 5 (gene Frmd5). Gene Ontology annotation, cellular component: cytoskeleton. Bases 256 to 1887 code for a protein of 543 amino acids. The record is from RefSeq and is a predicted model, not a curated record. The transcript is spliced from 12 exons. Lineage: Eukaryota; Metazoa; Arthropoda; Insecta; Lepidoptera; Pieridae. Gene Ontology annotation, molecular function: cytoskeletal protein binding.